Molecule: messenger RNA, 477 nt
Organism: Dacryopinax primogenitus
Lineage: Eukaryota; Fungi; Basidiomycota; Dacrymycetes; Dacrymycetales; Dacrymycetaceae
Exons: 3
Coding region: 1-477 (158 amino acids)
Source: RefSeq, a predicted model, not a curated record
AUGCAUCUCCCCUUCCUUCCCGCUGUACACAUCGUAAUAAACUUCGACGGGCACAAGAUCCUGCAUUCCCUCUCCGUCCGCUGGCGGGCGUUCAAAGCCCUCCUCUCCCUCUCCGCCCAAGUCGAGAGCACGGAGCGGGAGAUGCGGCGCGCAGUCAAGUGCGUGUUGCAGCAGGCGAUGCAGGAUGGAGCAGAUAAGGCUGAAGUGGGAAGGAUGUUGGCCGAGCUGGCUGCACUGGGCGACCGGGCAGCUCGGUCGGCGCACAACCAUUCGUCUCACAACCCCUUUCGGCUCGCCCAAGUCGCUCAGACGCGGCACAACAUGAAAGAGCUUGAGAAUGAGGUCAUGCUCGCGGGUGCCGUGAGGAAGAUCAGGAAUAUUGCUGCUGCUUGCAGGCUUGGUGAGCUGGACGAGCUAAAAGAGCCGAUGGUGAUUGCUGAGAGAGCUUUCAGAGGCGACAAGCUUAGCCCAAGUUAG